UACAUAUUGUAAUUAAUACGACGGUAUAACACAUCAAACAAAUUAAGAAAUACAGUGAAUUUUACUGUUACCUCAACAAGAAGAAAUGUUUCCGGCGUAUGCCUAUUUAUCUGCUUAUGACAGACACAAGAAACUGAUAAAUGACUAUUUAACUUUACAUGGAGGCUCCAUAACAUCUCUGAAACGAGACACGUCCCGAGAUAAGACAGACUAUGACGUUAUUAAAGAAAACCAUAGGUUUCUUUGGGAUCAAGAUAACGAUUUACCGGACACAUGGGGCGAUCGGCUGGCGAAAAAAUAUUACGACAAAUUGUUCAAAGAAUACUGUUUAGUUGAUUUAACUUACUACAAACAGAACAAGGUUGCCUUAAGAUGGAGAACAGAGAAAGAAGUAAUAGUUGGUAAAGGGCAAUUUGAAUGUGGAAACAAAAGGUGCAAAGAAAAAGAGAAUCUUAAGUCUUGGGAAGUAAAUUUUGGUUAUGUGGAACACGGAGAGAAGAAAAAUGCUCUCGUGAAAUUAAGGUUGUGUCCAGAGUGUUCUAUAAAGUUAAAUUAUCGAACACAAAAACGGGAAGUGAAGAGAUAUAAAUCAUUAAAGAGAUUAAGAACAUAUUCAGAAUCACAGACUAAUACACCAAGCACAUCCACGAUGAACAUAAAAAUGGAAGAAUGCGAGCCCAUAAACAAUGCCGAGGAAUCUACUACUGUACAAACAGAGAAGGACGAGUCACAAAUAUGGAAAGAAAAGCCAACGGACAGUGCAGAAAAGACUAGGGAAGAAGAGUUUGAAGAAUACUUAGCAGAUCUGUUAAUGUAACAUACAUUUAAGUUUAUGUGAUAUUAU
Dufourea novaeangliae is the source of this 844-nucleotide messenger RNA. Its product is annotated as protein FRA10AC1. The coding region runs from base 86 to 817 and encodes 243 amino acids. The transcript has 4 exons. Gene Ontology annotation, molecular function: phosphatase activity. The record is from RefSeq and is a predicted model, not a curated record. Gene Ontology annotation, biological process: dephosphorylation. NCBI's taxonomy places the organism in Eukaryota, Metazoa, Arthropoda, Insecta, Hymenoptera, Halictidae.